Messenger RNA from Populus nigra (black poplar), 596 nucleotides. RefSeq lists its product as uncharacterized. Bases 162 to 368 code for a protein of 68 amino acids. NCBI's taxonomy places the organism in Eukaryota, Viridiplantae, Streptophyta, Magnoliopsida, Malpighiales, Salicaceae. The transcript has 3 exons. The record is from RefSeq and is a predicted model, not a curated record.
GCACAAACAUAUGGGGCACCAAGUGUACUUUAAACCAAAAAAGAGUCACAAAUUAACCUUCAACGUGUUCUCUCAUCCCAACUCUCUGUAGCCUUCCUCUUCUCUGCUCUCUCUCAGCAUCCAAACCCUAACCAGAUUUUCUUGAGCUUCAUUCGGCAAGGAUGACAACAGAAGCACCUUUCCGACCAAGGGAGAAGCUCGUUGAGCACCAGAAAUAUUUCCAAAGCAUUCACAAGCACACAUAUUUGAAGGGACCUCUUGAUAAGGUUACCUCUGUUGCCAUUCCAAUAGCAUUCGCAGCCACCUCACUUUUUCUUAUUGGGCGAGGGAUCUAUAACAUGUCUCAUGGGAUUGGAAAGAAGGAAUGAGGAGGCUGUUUGUGUAAUGAUCACUGUUUUGUUUUUACUGCUCAUGUUUUGAAGGAUUAUUUGCUUAUGCAUGUGACCAGUAUUAUUUUUAAAUUUGUUAAUUAAUAAUUGCAUAGUUGCUGGCUUGCAGCUACCAUUGGAAGUUUAACCAUUGGAAGUUUAAACUUCGCCAUUGAUGCCUUUGUUUUCUAUUUGGCUUUUAAUGAUACAUGAUUGAAUUUCAGGGUU